AUGGGAGAAGAAAUGCCUGAAAUUGUUGCAUUAAUGAAGCUGGCGUUACAACAGGCUAAAAUUGCAUUUUACAGUCUUGAGGUCAUAUCAUGUGGAAGAAAUCGGAGUAAUGAAACAAGAAAUGCUACAAGACACGCUGAAAUGGAAGCUAUUGAUGUUUUACUUGAGGAGUGGAAAGAAAAGGGACUUACAAAACAUGAAGUUGUUGAGAUGUUCUCAAAAUGCUAUCUUUAUGUUACAUGUGAACCAUGUAUAAUGUGUGCAUCUGUCUUAUCAUUUAUUGGUAUAAAAGAGGUAUACUAUGGUUGUGCGAAUGAUAAAAUUGGAGGGUGUGGAUCAAUAUUGUUCUUGACAAAUGCAUGUUUCUUGCAUCUUAUUGAACAAAAAGAUAGAGGAACAAAUUGA
Messenger RNA from Lactuca saligna, 405 nucleotides. Lineage: Eukaryota; Viridiplantae; Streptophyta; Magnoliopsida; Asterales; Asteraceae. The record is from the annotation of a GenBank genome assembly.